CCUAGCAAGCACACUCCGUUUGGCUUCCCCCCCUUCUCCUCUGUCCGACUCUCUCUGCGACCUGCCUCUCAGUCUCUCCCUCAUAAACCCAAUCCUAACGUUGGUCUCUCUCAGACUCUCACUCCAUCCGAUCAAACUGCUAGGUACAUCAACCCCAGGGUUGAAUUGUAUGUACCAUGAAGAGGACAAUGCCAUGGAAUGAGCAGAUUGAUGUCAUAUCAUCAGAUGAAUCUUCUUCAUCGGAUGGAGAUAUUGAGAUUAAUGAUGGAGUUGAUGGGAAGCAACUGUCCCCUAAUAUUACACUUGAUCAACCUACAACAGAAAUGACAUCUGAGGGUAUGCUGAGCAGAAGAGCAGAAAUGUAUCAACAAUAUAUGAGUCAACUCCCCAUCCCAACACAUCAUGGCUCUGUCAUUCCAUUUUCAUCUUGGGUGGGAUUAGGCAAAUCAAUUAAGCAAUUAUAUGGGCAACCUUUGCAUUACCUCACCAACAUUCAUCUAAAAGAGUGGGAUCAUCUGAGAGCUGCUAGUGAGGAUGAACAAAAGCCCUUGGAUAUUGUGAUUCAUCCUUGUAAGGCUGAAGCAACCAUUUGGCUUGUUGAAGAAAUUCACAGGCGUACCUCAUCUCAUCAUCAUAUAGCUAAACUUUGGCUGAAGGAUCCAAUGCACCAUUCUUUUGUUGACUCCAUUUUCCCAAAAUUAUGAAGCAUUAUCAUCAUGGGCCUUUUUUAUGUCUGAGGUACGGGCUGUGAUUUGUAUAUUCUGUAUAUGAAUUGAACUAGAAACUCUUGUUUUUUUU
Molecule: messenger RNA, 798 nt
Organism: Hevea brasiliensis (rubber tree)
Lineage: Eukaryota; Viridiplantae; Streptophyta; Magnoliopsida; Malpighiales; Euphorbiaceae
Product: protein RDM1
Exons: 3
Coding region: 177-704 (175 amino acids)
Cellular component (GO): nucleus; RNA polymerase V complex
Source: RefSeq, a predicted model, not a curated record